Messenger RNA from Morone saxatilis (striped sea-bass), 1089 nucleotides. It is a transcript of the gene gghl, whose product is annotated as gamma-glutamyl hydrolase. Gene Ontology annotation, molecular function: gamma-glutamyl-peptidase activity. Gene Ontology annotation, biological process: tetrahydrofolylpolyglutamate metabolic process. The transcript is spliced from 9 exons. NCBI's taxonomy places the organism in Eukaryota, Metazoa, Chordata, Actinopteri, Moronidae. The record is from RefSeq and is a predicted model, not a curated record. The coding region runs from base 124 to 1089 and encodes 321 amino acids. Gene Ontology annotation, cellular component: vacuole.
UCCUCUUCCAGUUCAACAUAUAUAAGUCUGCUGCUGCUUCUUUCAUGAAUUUGCACUUUCUAACAGCUUCAUGCCUUUUUAUAUGCUCAAUUAAGCCUUGUCUUCGAUAACUGAGGUGACAACAUGUCCAGCGCAGGAUUUUCAGCAUUUGUGUGUUUGUUUUUUGCCGGCUGCUUCUGUUGCAGCAAAGCUAUGCCGCCUAAACUCAUCCAGGAGACUUUCAACAACAGACCUGUGAUUGGUAUUUUGACUCAGAUAGUUUCAGACGACGUCAUGAAACCAUUUGGGAGCACCUACAUACCUGCCUCCUAUGUCAAAUACAUUGAGUCUGGGGGCAGCAGAGUGAUGCCUAUCAGGCUGACUCAUACUACAGAUGAAUAUGAAAACAUCUUCAGGCAGAUAAAUGGCCUGCUUCUCAUCGGGGGAGCCGCAGAUUUGGAGACAUCAGACUUUGCCAGGGUGGCGAAAAUCUUUUACAGACUCGCUCUGAAGGCCAAUGAUGCAGGGGACUUCUUCCCCAUCUGGGGUACAUGCAUGGGCAUGCAGCAACUGACUGUGUUGGUGGCCGGUGAAAACCUGCUGACAAACACCACAGCUGAGAACAUAGCGUUGCCCCUCAACCUGACCGCAGAGGCCAGCACCAGUAAGAUGUUUGAGGGUUUCCCCAGCGAGUUUAUGAAAGUUCUGACCCAAGAACCUCUGACUGGCAACUUUCACCACUAUGGAGUUACAGUAAAGACCUUCCAGGAAAAUGAGAAGCUGCAGAGUUUCUUCUCCAUCCUGUCUACAAACGUCGCUGAGAACGGAGCCCACUUUGUCUCAACCAUAGAAGGUAAAAGAUAUCCCUUCUAUGGAACACAGUGGCACCCAGAGGUGAACCGUUUUCAGUGGGACAGAAAGCGGAACUUUCCUCACUCUGCUCAUGCUGUUCAGUUAUCUUCUCUGCUGGCUCAGUUUUUUGUUGAAGAAGGAAGGAGAAGUUUACAUCAGUUUGACAAUCCUGAGGAAGAGGCCUCAUCACUGAUUUAUAACUACACGCCUGUCUACGCUGCAAACUUCACAGGAUAUGAACAGCUCUACUUCUUCUGA